AUGAUAGAGAAAAAAGUCGGUGAAGGUACAUAUGCUGUUGUAUAUGUAGGAAGAGCCAAAGAUACGAAGAGGCAGAUUGCCAUUAAAAUGAUCAAGGUGGGAGAAUUCAAAGAUGGAUUGGAUAUGUCAGCUAUUCGUGAAAUCAAGUUUCUCCAGGAAUUGAGACACCCGAAUGUCAUUGAGCUACUAGACGUGUUUUCAUCGGAAACGAAUUUGAAUAUUGUGCUGGAAUUUCUUCCUGCUGAUUUGGAAGUGCUUAUAAAAGAUAAAACGAUUAUAUUUAGUCCAGCAGACAUCAAAUCAUGGCUGUUGAUGACACUUCGAGGAUUGCAUCAUUGUCAUAGGAAUUUCAUUCUUCAUCGAGAUUUGAAACCUAAUAACUUGCUACUAUCACCAAGUGGUCAUUUAAAACUUGCCGAUUUCGGUCUUGCUAGAGCACUACCUGCUUCUCCUAGGGUGAACCUGACGCCUCGAGUAGUGACGCGGUGGUACAGAGCACCUGAACUGCUUUUCGAAUCCCGUCACUAUACUACAGCAGUUGAUAUUUGGUCAGUAGGAAUUAUAUUUGCCGAGCUCAUGUUACGAACACCAUAUUUACCAGGAGCAUCAGAUUUGGAACAGAUCGAUGUCACAUUCCGAGCACUAGGAACGCCAACUGAAGCGACAUGGCCUGGUGUAUCGAGUUUACCAGGGUACAAACAAAUACAAAACUAUCCUACACCCAGCAGGCAGGAGCUUCAAAACCGGUUCUUGGCUGCUAGUGAUAACGCACUCGAUCUCAUGAACGAUAUGAUCCAUUUUGAUCCUGCCAAGCGGAUCGAUACGACACAAGCUCUAUUAUCGAAAUAUUUCACUGAAUCACCACCUCCAACAAGACCGGAAAACCUCCCGAAAAAGGCUAAACAAGACCCCGAUUGGGAAGAACAAGCGCUAAAGAACGAAGAGAGAGAAAAGCUCAUUCAAAAGACGAGAGAAGCAAGAAUGCGAGCAUAG
Molecule: messenger RNA, 993 nt
Organism: Sugiyamaella lignohabitans
Lineage: Eukaryota; Fungi; Ascomycota; Dipodascomycetes; Dipodascales; Trichomonascaceae
Gene: KIN28
Product: TFIIH complex serine/threonine-protein kinase subunit KIN28
Exons: 1
Coding region: 1-993 (330 amino acids)
Biological process (GO): protein phosphorylation; positive regulation of transcription by RNA polymerase II
Cellular component (GO): cytoplasm; transcription factor TFIIH holo complex; nucleus
Molecular function (GO): ATP binding; RNA polymerase II CTD heptapeptide repeat kinase activity; cyclin-dependent protein serine/threonine kinase activity
Source: RefSeq, a predicted model, not a curated record